AUGGGGCUGAUGUGCAGACAGCUGGGACUCAGUGUGGGACAGGCAGUGACUUGUUCUCGGUUGGGAACACCGAGCCGCCAGGGUCUGUUCCAGGAUGGAGAUAUAAUUAUUGGUGGGCUAUUUACCCUCCAUUAUCAAAAUCCAGCUGCAUACCACAACUUUACACAGAAGCCAGAAUACAAACCAUGCACUGGGUUAGAUUAUGUCUCUCUGCAGUAUGUCUAUUCCAUGGUCUUUGCCCUAGAAGAAAUCAAUCUUAGUAAAACACUGCUGCCAGGUGUGAAGCUGGGCUACCACAUCUUUGAUAGCUGUGGUCAGCCGCUGUGGGCUCCCCAAACAAUACUGUCACUGGCAGGAGGAGACAGCGCCACAUGUAAUUUUACAGAGGAUUCUACUCAGAAUGGAGAAGAGAUCAAAGGAGUAACAGGUCAUCACCCUGUUCCCCUUAUUAUCGGUGGUGCUUCCUCUGUUACAGCCGAGAUACAGUCCAGAGUCCUGGGACCACUCUCUAUCAGUUACAUCUCAACCUGCUCCUGUCUCAGUGACAGGAUCCAGCAUCCUGUCUUCUUCAGGACCAUUCCCAGUGAUUUCUAUCAAGCCAGAGCUUUUGCUCAGCUGGUCAUACAUUACAAAUGGAUUUGGGUUGGGGCCGUAGUGGCAGAUAAUAACUAUGGCCUUUCAGCAAUAAAGAUAUUCCUGGAGGCAACUCAGGAAGCAGGGGUGUGUGUAUCAUUCACUGAGAAAGUCAACUCAGAAAACAUUGUCAGUGAUGCCAAACGAGCUGCUCUCACAAUCCAGGCAUCAACCGCAAGAGUGAUUGUUGUGUUUGCCUGGUAUACAGAUGUGAGGGAGCUAUUCCUGCAGCUGGCCAAGUUAAAAGUAACUGACCGUCAGUUUAUAGCCAGUGAGGCUUGGAGCACCAGUGGUGAUCUUCUCCAAGAUCUUGUCACUAGAAAAGUGGCAAGAGGUGUUAUUGGCGUUGCCAUUAGAAACUCAACUAUACCUGGAUUUGAAACCUUUCUCAGAAGCUUAAACCCAGUUCAUCGUCCUUUUGAUGGGUUUUUAAGAGAAUUCUGGGAAACUGAGUUUAAGUGCAGUCCUGGAGCUGCUGCCAUUGCCUUGCUGCCUAGUCAACCAUCCAAUGUUUCUGCCUCUGUGUCUGUUCAAGGAGCUUCACUAUCACCCUGCAGUGGAACAGAGACACUCGAGGGCCUGAAGAAUCUCUUGACUGAUGUGUCUCAGCUCAGCGUGUCGUAUAAUGUCUAUCUUGCUGUUUAUGCUGCAGCUCAAGCUCUUCACAGCCUUCUCUCCUGCCCCAACAGAGAAAGCAACUCCACCUGCUCUUCUCCAAAUAGCAUCAAACAAAAAGAGCUGCUGCAGCACCUGAACAAAGUGAACUUCACCACACCACGAGGAGAAAACUUCUAUUUCCAAGGUGCUGAUAUUCCAGCAAAGUACGACCUGGUCAACUGGCAGACGACUCCUGAGGGAACGCAGAAACUAGUUCUGAUUGGUCGGGUGGACGGGUUUGACAUCCACCUUAACGAGUCAGCAAUUCAGUGGAGCUCAGGAACCAACCAGGCCCCUACUUCAGUGUGUACAGAGAGCUGCUCCCCAGGAACAAGAAAAACUAUUAGGAAAGGUGAACCAGUCUGCUGCUUCAACUGUAUCCCGUGUGCUGAAGGACAAUUUAGUAAUGAAACUGGUUCAUUUCAGUGUGAGCAUUGUCCAUCAGAGUUCUGGUCCAACACUAACAGAACUGCCUGUGUCCCACGUCAGCUGGACUUUCUCUCCUUUAAUGAUACUCUGGGCAUCACGCUGACUACAGCAGCUGUAUUUGGAGCCACAGUGACAACAGUUGUAUUUUUGGUGUUUCUCUGUUAUUACCAAACACCUAUGGUCCGAGCCAACAACUCAGAACUGAGCUUCCUGCUUCUUGUGUCGUUGAAGCUGUGCUUCCUGUGCUCCCUGGUUUUCAUUGGUCGUCCAUCAGUCUGGUCUUGUCGCUUCCAGCAGGCGGCUUUUGGAAUCAGUUUUGUACUUUGCGUUUCCUGCCUCCAAAUCAAAACCAUGGUGGUUUUAGCAGCUUUCCGCUCAGCUCGACCUGGUGCUGAAGCCUUAAUGAAGUGGUUUGGUCCAUCCCAACAGAGAGGAAGCGUCUGCUUCCUGACAUGUGUACAGAUUAUCAUCUGCACUGUUUGGCUGUCCCUCAGUGCUCCUGAGCCCAAACGUGAUCUGGGCUUCCAAGGGUCAAAGGUCACCCUGCAGUGUGCCAUGGCCUCUGUGGUGGGCUUCUCUCUGGUCCUGGGCUACAUUGGCCUUCUGGCCUGCACUUGUCUUCUCUUGGCCUUUCUUGCUCGGAAGCUCCCAGACAACUUCAAUGAGGCCAAGCUGAUCACCUUCAGCAUGCUAAUCUUCUGUUCUGUCUGGGUGGCCUUUGUUCCCGCUUACAUUAGCUCUCCGGGGAAAUACUCAGUGGCUGUGGAGAUUUUUGCAAUCUUGGCUUCUAGCUAUGGUUUACUGCUCUGUAUCUUUGCUCCUAAAUGUUUUAUUAUUCUUUUAAGACCUGAGAAAAACACUAAGAAACAUGUGAUGGCCAGAUCAGCCUGAUAUUAAUAAUCAACAAUGAUUAUUAAGAUUUAUCAUUCAUUUAGUUUUGUUCAUUUUUUUAAUUGUGUAUUCCAGUAAACCCCCUGGCCAAUUUUUGUUGUUCAAUUUAAUCUAAAGAAUCCACAAGUCCACUACAAAGUUUGGACACCAACAAAUGAACACAAUCUAUGACAUUUGUACUUGAGUUUUGGUAAAUGCACUAUUUUAAUUUUUUUUAAAUUCACAUAUGUUCACUACAACAUCAAACGCUGUCUUGGGUGGCUUAGAGGAAAGAUAGCCAUCUGACUUAGUUUCAACUGUCUUUUCAGACUACUUUAAUGACUGUUUUUUAACAAGGUAAACAGUAACAAAUCUACGAAGACUAGUUAAUGAUUCAUAAACCUUUUCUCACCAGCAUGAAUUGACAAUACAGCAGAUCCUAAAUACUGCAUGAAAUCUAUAUGUUAAGAGGCACAGCAUUCUGCUACAUACCAACUUCAUAGGAAUAAUUUUGGCGUUAAGCCUUAUAUAUUACUGUAAGUUACUGAUACAUGACGACAUGUUCUGUGAGUCCCUGGUAUGGUAUGAAAGUAAUUUAUCCUGAACAUCUGCUCUGUAUUUUUAAGAAAAGUUAAUUAAACAGUGUUAGUUGCCAGUUGAAUCAAUUUGGGAAAAUUUUCAGUUUAUGUAAAAACCUGGUCUUUACAGUAUGUCAUAAUUCAUUACCCUACUCUGUCUUUAUUCUAUUGCAUUCAUUUUAUUCCUCCGAGGAGGGACUUGGGAUUGUUGUUGUGGUAGCAACACCUGUAGUGUAGUGAUCCUUGCUUGCUUUAGUUGAGUUAUAAAUAUCCACAUUGCAGUUCAACUGUUUAGAGGAGGAGGGUGCAUAUCAGUGUUCAGCUCAUCGUACUGUGUGUGAUUGCAGGUUUUGUACUACGCUGUAUACAAUGUUUUUUAAAUUUUUGAAGUGUUUUUAUGCUAAUUGAUGACUUAAAGUGAAACAAAUUUCAUUUUCUCACUGAUAUUUUUGAUUGACAGUGUAACAAGCUGUCUGCAUGCAGAUACAGUGACUGUCCAGAGCAGCUGCAUCCAUGUGCUGGACCUCCUCAGUCCUGUCCCUGCUCCUGAUGGGGCUGAUGUGCAGACAGCUGGGACUCAGUGUGGGACAGGCAGUGACUUGUUCUCGGUUGGGAACACCGAGCCACCAGGGUCUGUUCCAGGAUGGAGACGUAAUCAUCGGUGGGCUCUUUAAACUUCAUUAUCAAAAUCCAGCUGCAUACCACAACUUUACACAG
Molecule: messenger RNA, 3884 nt
Organism: Betta splendens (Siamese fighting fish)
Lineage: Eukaryota; Metazoa; Chordata; Actinopteri; Anabantiformes; Osphronemidae
Product: extracellular calcium-sensing receptor-like
Exons: 11
Coding region: 1-2610 (869 amino acids)
Biological process (GO): G protein-coupled receptor signaling pathway
Cellular component (GO): membrane
Molecular function (GO): G protein-coupled receptor activity
Source: RefSeq, a predicted model, not a curated record